GGCCGAGGAGCGGAGGUGAGCGUGGAGCGCCACUGAGUGUGGAACAACCCCGAGCUCUCGCAGCGAAACUGCCUCCCCGAAGAACUUUUAGAGAAAAAGGAGUAUUUUAGUUUUCAUUCGGCCUCGUCUUUUUCGCACAAAAAAGUGUAUCUAUCAUUUUACAAGUUACGAGUCUUGAAUAACCCGGAUUUUUCUACAUUUCUGGACCGCCAUGCUAAUUAGGAAGAUCCUAGGGGCACUAGCCCUGGUGACUGUGGCAUCCUCUACGCCCGUCCCCAUCGCAGGCACCACGACAGCUAUGAUGUACUUGGCAAGAUUCGGUUACUUGGCCCCGACGGCGACCAACCCACAGUCAGGAGCACUUUUGUCGGAGGAAACUGUCACAGAUGCUGUCAAGGAAUUCCAGGCCUUUGCUGGACUUAACCAAACGGGCGAACUGGACGACGAAACAGUGAAGAUGAUGAACACUCCAAGAUGCGGCGUCAAGGACAAGGUUGGAUACGGGUCGGACGCGCGCAAGAAGAGAUACGCGCUGCAAGGUUCCAGGUGGCGCGUGCGGGAUCUGAACUACAGGAUCACGAAGUACCCGCGCGGCCUCACCAAGGCUUCGGUCGACCGAGAGAUUGCCGCCGCUUUCAAGGUCUGGUCCGACGUGACCGAGCUGUCUUUCACGCCCGUCACGUCAGGCAAGGUGCACAUCGAGAUCCGCUUCGAGAAGGGCGAGCACGGCGACGGCGACCCCUUCGACGGUCCUGGGGGCACCCUCGCCCACGCCUACUUCCCCAUUUACGGAGGAGACGCCCACUUCGACGACACGGAGGCUUGGACGAUCGACUCUUAUAGAGGUACAAACAUGUUCCAAGUCGCCGCGCACGAAUUCGGACACUCCCUCGGCCUGUCGCACUCCGAUGUCCGCUCCUCGCUCAUGGCGCCCUUCUACCGCGGCUACGAGCCCAGCUUCGUGCUGGACCAGGACGACCUGAACGGCAUCCAGGCUCUGUAUGGCAAGAAGACAACGAAGCCAACCCCGGCAACCCUUCGCCCACCCACCAUCGGCGGAAGCGGCACGGACGAGGGCGAAACCGGCCAACCCAGCAGCGUGCUGUGCGGAGACCCGUCCAUCGACGCCAUCGUCACCAUGUCCGAUCAGAACACAUACGUUUUCAAAGGUUCGCGUUACUGGAGACUCACAGAGAAGGGCGUUGACAGCGGGUACCCGAAAUCUAUCUCUCAAGACUGGGACGGACUCCCUUCGAAUAUCGACGCUGCAUUUACCUGGACCAACGGCAAGACAUACUUCUUCAGGGGUGGCGAGUACUGGCGGUUCUCGGACCUGAAGAUGGACGCCGACUACCCCAAGCAGAUCAGCAAGGGCUUCUCUGGCAUUCCUGAUGACAUUGACGCAGCUUUCGUCUGGUCUGGAAACGGAAAGAUCUAUUUCUUCAAGGGUUCAAAAUACUGGCGCUUUGACCCCACUCAGCGACCCCCAGUGAAGGAGAGUUACCCCAAGCCCAUUUCCAACUGGGAAGGUCUGCCCAACUCUAUCGAUGACGCCCUUCAGUAUUCCAACGGCUACACAUACUUCUUCAAGAACGGCAACUACUGGCGAUUCAACGACAGGCGAUUCAAAGUUGACUCUGCAGACCCCGCUUUCCCGCGCCCUGCUGGCUACUGGUGGUUCGGCUGCCCUGCCUCCGGGUCUCAGAUGGACGCCACUCACACCGGGACUACAGACCCCUUGGCCGAUGAAACCCAUGAUGACACUUUCGACGCUGUUUCAGGCUAAAGAGGCAGCAACGCUAACUACCACGAGUGAACAACCCACUUGUGGUACUGAACCGCCGCUGCCUUUUAAAAAAAUAACUGCAGUGGACGUGGCGAUGAGUGGACUUGGCCUCAAACGCCACCAAUAAAGGCUUCGGUCGUCUCGUCUGCCGCUUCUUGCUAACCUGCUCCUUUGCUCCUCCCGCUGCUCCUCGCCUAUUUUGCUUCACCUCAUGUGAUAUUUGUGGCCAUGGAAGUUAGAGAUAAUGGGUUUUGCUUUUUUCAUGCGAAGUACGGAAUGUGCUGAUGGGGAAAAGAUAUCGUUUUUGUGUUUAUAUUUAGUUUCUAAAUGUACGAGUCAUUAUAAAGGUUUAUAUAUAUAUAUAUAUAUAUAUAUAUAUAUAUAUAUAUAUAUAUAUAUAUAUAUAUAUAUAUUAUAUAUAUAUUAUACAUAUAUAUAUUAUAUAUAAAUGUUAACAGAAGAACGCAAAAACACAUACUUUUUUACAAAAUGUUAUAAACACAUCCCCGAGCUUUAAGAUUACCCCUUGUGUUUACCGUGACUACCUCUCCUCAGACGGCUCAGAAGACUAUAUAGACAGCAACAAUUGGCUGACUCCACGUGUCGCGGGCUCGAGGAGCGUUGGCUACAGGCAAAGCGGAGCCCCCUCGAACACCCUGGCGCUCUCAGCUGCCCUCACUUUCGCUCUUGUCUUUGUCCUUCAGUCCCUCCGCUGGAUGUAAUCGGGGUGGUUAUUGGCUACUGUGAAGUGUCGUCCAAAAGACAGUUGUUGUUGUUCUUUUUUUAUCUUCUUCUCUGAAGUAGUGAUCUAGGAUGAAAAUGCAAUAAUUAUGAUUUUUUUUAGAAAACAUUUUUUGUAAAUAUAUACACGCACGCACACACACACACACACACACACACACACACACACACACACACACACACACACACACACACACACACACACACACACACACACACACGUCUAGAAUGAGUAUUAGGUUAUGGAUUAUGAGAAUGAUCUCUAAUGAUCUCGUGCUCAUCAACUCUUAAUGUCUUGAAAUCAGUAUCUAUCUCAUAAUGUUAUUGAAACCCAUUUUACUUAUAUUGUUACAUGUCCUGUAAGGCUGAUUACUUAGCAUCCUGACAUACAUUACAUAUAUAUGAGCUAUAUUUGCAUGUAAUACUAAUAUGAGCGACAUGAUAUAGUACAGUUGGGGCUCUGACAUGUCCUCACGUGUACUAAAUGGAUCUGUUUGGAGAAAUGACAUGAACUAUUCCUGUUAACAUAUUAAAGACUUCACAAUAUUACACUUUACUUGGAAUUUUCUUCUUUUUAAUUAGUACAUUUCAAUAUCAAACCUAGAAUAUUUUUCCUAAUAUAAAUGUUGUUCUUUAUCACUACACAUGCAAAUAUUCAACGAAGUACCUUAAAUCUGUUAUGUGAAAUGAUCAUAGACUCGCAUUUAGUCAUAUCAUAUUCACUAGAUACAUUUCACAGACAAAAUACUUUGGUGGUCAGUUCAUUAUGUUGGUCAUAAUAUGACUGUAUUAAGAAUUGCAGUAUAAUUUAAGUUUCUGUGAGUUUCAUCUGCGUUUUCACCUGUUGUAAAUUGAAGGUAAAAGAACAGAUUUUUCAUUUGUAGUUUGUAAGAUCCAAAAAAGGCAUUAUGUUUGUUGUGCUAAGACUUUCUAUUGCUAGUAGUCUUAGGAGUAUAAAUCAUGUUUUAGAAUUCUGGUGUAAAUAUUUGUACAAAGCUGAGAGAGUGAUAUUCUUCAGUGUGAAUUAAAUAUAUGUGAUUAACACAGUU
Messenger RNA from Penaeus monodon (black tiger shrimp), 3576 nucleotides. It is a transcript of the gene Mmp1, whose product is annotated as matrix metalloproteinase-14-like. Gene Ontology annotation, cellular component: extracellular matrix. Lineage: Eukaryota; Metazoa; Arthropoda; Malacostraca; Decapoda; Penaeidae. The transcript has 13 exons. Bases 212 to 1786 code for a protein of 524 amino acids. Gene Ontology annotation, molecular function: metalloendopeptidase activity; zinc ion binding. The record is from RefSeq and is a predicted model, not a curated record. Gene Ontology annotation, biological process: proteolysis; extracellular matrix organization; collagen catabolic process.